AGGGGCGGGCCCGCCGGCGGGAGUCGGAGCCGCGGGGCGCAGGACGGAGCAAGCCCGAAAUGCCAGGGGCAGAGCACAGAGCGGUGGGAGGAAGGUGGGGCUGAGGGGCGGGGCCACAGAUUCGCCUGAUAGCCUGGGAGGAGGGGUCGAACGUCAAGGGCAGGGCUGGACUCUGAGGCCCGAGGCGAGACUGGAUGACUGGGGCGUGGUCGAGGAACCCCAGGGCGGGGUCCGAGGAGGGGCUCAGCUGUGCCCUGCCAGACAGAGCCCCGCGCGGCGCGGCGGCAGCUUCACUCUGGUUCAAGCGCAGGGGAUCGGCGGGAAGCUCCUUCACCCCCGCUUCUGCCGGGCUGUAACUGCAAUGGAGCAGGUUGAGAUGAGCUCAGUCAGAUGGCCCCACGGCCUGCUCCUUUCUUAGCAGUCCACUAAUGCUCCAGAACCCUCAGGAGAAGAGCCAGGCCUACCCCCGCCGCCGCCGGCCUGGCUGCUACGCAUACCGUCAGAACCCCGAGGCCAUCGCAGCCGCAGCUAUGUACACCUUCCUGCCCGACAACUUCUCGCCUGCCAAGCCCAAGCCUUCCAAAGAGCUGAAGCCGCUGCUGGGCUCCGCGGUCCUGGGGCUGCUGCUUGUGCUGGCCGCGGUGGUGGCCUGGUGCUACUACAGCGUCUCCCUACGCAAGGCGGAGCGACUUCGCGCGGAGCUGCUGGACCUGAAAGCUGGCGGCUUCUCCAUCCGCAACCAGAAGGGAGAGCAGGUCUUCCGCCUGGCCUUCCGCUCCGGCGCGCUGGACCUUGACUCCUGCAGCCGCGAUGGCGCCCUGCUGGGCUGCUCGCUCACGGCCGACGGGCGGCCGCUGCACUUUUUCAUCCAGACUGUGCGGCCCAAGGACACGGUCAUGUGCUACCGCGUGCGCUGGGAGGAGGCAGCGCCGGGCCGGGCCGUGGAGCACGCCAUGUUCUUGGGCGACGCGGCGGCCCACUGGUAUGGUGGCGCUGAGAUGAGGACGCAACACUGGCCCAUCCGCCUGGAUGGCCAGCAGGAGCCCCAGCCGUUCGUCACCAGCGAUGUCUACUCCUCCGACGCCGCGUUUGGGGGCAUCCUCGAGCGCUACUGGCUAUCUUCGCGUGCGGCCGCCAUCAAAGUAAACGACUCAGUGCCCUUCCACCUGGGCUGGAACAGCACGGAGCGCUCGCUGCGGCUUCAGGCGCGCUACCACGACACGCCCUACAAGCCACCCGCCGGCCGCGCCGCAGCGCCAGAGCUGAGCUACCGAGUGUGCGUGGGCUCGGACGUCACCUCCAUCCACAAGUACAUGGUGCGCCGCUACUUCAACAAGCCGUCAAGGGUGCCAGCACCCGAGGCCUUCCGAGACCCCAUUUGGUCCACGUGGGCGCUGUACGGGCGCGCCGUGGACCAGGACAAGGUGCUGCGUUUUGCCCAACAGAUCCGCCAGCACCACUUCAACAGCAGCCACCUGGAAAUCGACGACAUGUACACACCUGCUUAUGGCGACUUCGACUUCGAUGAGGUCAAAUUCCCCAACGCCAGCGACAUGUUCCGCCGCCUGCGCGACGCCGGCUUCCGCGUCACGCUCUGGGUGCAUCCGUUUGUCAACUACAACUCUUCGCUCUUCGGCGAGGGCGUGGAGCGCGAGCUGUUCGUGCGCGAACCCACGGGCCGGUUACCCGCGCUGGUGCGCUGGUGGAACGGCAUCGGCGCGGUGCUCGACUUCACGCACCCAAAGGCCCGCGACUGGUUCCAGGGACACCUGCGGCGGCUGCGCUCUCGCUACUCCGUGGCUUCCUUCAAGUUCGACGCGGGCGAGGUCAGCUACCUGCCGCGGGACUUCAGCACCUACCGGCCGCUGCCGGACCCCAGCGUCUGGAGCCGGCGCUACACUGAGAUGGCGCUGCCCUUCUUCUCGCUGGCCGAGGUGCGCGUGGGCUACCAGUCACAGAACAUCUCCUGCUUCUUCCGCCUGGUGGAUCGCGACUCUGUGUGGGGCUACGACCUGGGGCUGCGCUCACUCAUCCCCGCGGUGCUCACCGUCAGCAUGCUGGGCUACCCAUUCAUUCUACCCGAUAUGGUGGGCGGCAACGCAGUGCCCCAGCGUACAGCCGGCGGCGAUGUGCCCGAGCGCGAGCUCUACAUUCGCUGGCUGGAAGUGGCCGCCUUUAUGCCGGCCAUGCAGUUCUCUAUCCCGCCCUGGCGCUACGACGCGGAAGUGGUGGCCAUCGCGCAGAAGUUCGCCGCCCUGCGGGCCUCGCUUGUGGCACCGCUGUUGCUUGAGCUGGCGGGCGAGAUCACCGACACGGGUGACCCUAUCGUGCGCCCCCUUUGGUGGAUUGCGCCCGGCGACGAGACAGCUCACCGCAUCGACUCGCAGUUCCUUAUUGGGGACACGCUGCUUGUGGCCCCGGUGCUGGAGCCGGGCAAGCAGGAGCGCGACGUCUAUUUGCCCGCCGGCAAGUGGCGCAGCUACAAGGGUGAGCUUUUCGACAAGACGCCGGUGCUGCUCACCGAUUACCCGGUCGACCUGGAUGAGAUCGCCUACUUUACCUGGGCGUCCUGACCCAGCCCAGGGCCCGGUAACCGCAAAGCCCCCAGCUUUCAUGCAGACCUUGAACCCUCCGUCACACCCGCACCAUGUACUCCCAGGAACCUCCACCUCUAUACCACCCAUUAAGUGGCUGCUGACUUAAAUGUGCUGGAACCAGCUGCUGAAGGUGGGGCCUGGGGAGGGGGCACUGAAGCAAUCUCCUGCUCCAACGCACAAUCCUUACUGUGCCCUUUCCACCCCCACACUCACAUCGAUCUGCAGAAACCUCUUCCCUGGGGUGGAAGCCAGAGAGCUUAGAGGAAAAAGGUCAGCUCUGUUCCUGUUAUACAUGGUUGGGGUUUAAAAGCACAGAGAAACCUCUCCAUCCUGGCUUUCGUGGCCAUCUUUGUCCAUCUUGGGUGGGGACUUGAUCUUAUUUAAGGUCUCCAAAUAGCCCCCACCACACUUAGAAAGUGUGCUUUCUUAGUGUUAGAAGCCAGGCCCUGAGUCCCCAGCACUCACCUGAACUGUGGCUGAUUUGGUCCCAGUCCAGCUGGGGAGGUGUUUGGCUAACUGACAAGGAGGCAAGAGAUCCCCUCCCAGGGAACAGGAGGACUGGGCUUAGCACAGAGCCGUCAUCAUGUUCCCUAUUUGUGAAGAGACUCCUAACACUGCACUAACCCAUUUGUGUACAUACAUGGGCUCAGCCCUGGGCCAAAUGUGCCUGAUGGGAACAGACUAGCAGGGCCAUGCAGGCCAGACUUUGUGCCUUAACUCAAGAGUGUGUGUGUGUGUGUGAGAGAGACAGAGAGACAGAGAGAGAGAGAGAGAGAGAGAGAGAGAAACACGCAUCAUGGGUCCCUGAUCUAUGAAAUGAACACAACCUCUCUGAGGCUGGAUAAUCUGGAGGAACGGGGCAUGGAGCAAAUUUGAGGCUCUGAUUGCUGAGCCAGCCUCCUCCCAGGUGGUUCCCCCAGGACUCUAGUAGGAAAUAAAUAGCCCUUUCAAGAUUCUUCAGCUGCCUCACCCCCUGCACAUGUGCCUGGGGUGUGGCCUAGAAGGGAGUGAUGUUCUUACUCUGGUGGUCUGUGCUUCUGAACACAGGCUACAUGCACACACUGACAACUACCAAUAAACAGACGGGAAGGUCUUUCAUCUCAGCCAUUUUCUCUUUUUUUUUUCCCCCCCUAAGAUGGAGUCUUGCUCUGUCACCCAGGUUGGAGUGCAGUGGCACAAUCAGCUUACUGCAACCCCCUGCUCCUAGGUUCAAGCGAUUCUCCUGCCUCAGCAUCCCGAGUAGCUGAGAUUACAGGCAUGCAUCACUAUGCCUGGCUUUUUGUAUUUUUUAGUAGAGAUGGGGUUUCACCAUGUUGGCCAGGCUAGUCUCGAACUCCUGACCUAGUGAUCCACCCACCUUGGCUUCCCAAAGUGUUGGGAUUACAGGCAUGAGCCACCACGCCAGCCAUUUUCUCUUUCUAAGAAGAGCAACCUCAGCCGGAGUGAGUUUUUUCUGACUUCGCAGCUGAGUCUGGAGAAAAGUGGCAUGCCAGAGCGGGUCGGUGGGAAACAGGGUGAACUUUAGCUUCCAUCAACAGCUCUGGUAGCAAAACCAGUCCCCUACCCACUAGAGAAUGCAUCCGUUUCCCCACCUGAUAUGGUUUGGCUGUGUCCCCACCUAAAACUCAUCUUGAAUUGUAGCUCCCAUAAUUGCCAUGUGUUGUGGGAAGGACCCAGUGGGAGAUAAUUGAAAUAUGGGGGCAGUUUCCACCAUACUGUUCUGGUGGUAGCGAAUAGAUCUCAUGAGAUCUGAUGAUUUUAUAAGAGGUUUCCCCUUUUGCUUAGUUCUCAUUCUCUCUUGCCUGCCGCCAUGUAAGACGUGUCUUUCUGUCAUGCUUGUGAGGCCUCCCCAGCCACGUGGAGCUGUGAGUUUAUUAAACCUCUUUUUCUUUAUAAAUUACUCAGUCUUGGUUAUGUCUUUAUCAGCACUGUGAAAAUGAACCUAUACAGUAAAUUGGUACCAGUAGAGUGGGGCACUGCUGUAAAUACCCAAAAAUGUGGAAGCAACUUUGGAACUGGGUAACAGGCAGAGGUUGGAACAGUUUGGAGGGAUCAGAAGACAGGAAAAUGUGGGAAAGUUUGGGACUUCCUAGAGACUUGUUAAAUGGCUUUGACCAAAAUGCUGAUAAUGAUUGGGACAUGAAAUCCAGGCUGAGUUGGUCUCAGAUAGUGAUGAGGAACUUGUUUGGUACUGGAGUAAAGUUGACUCUUGCUAUGUUUUAGCAAAGAGACUGGCUGCAUUUUGCCCCUGCCCUAGAGAUUUGUGGAACUUUGAACUCGAGGGAGAUGAUUUAGGGUAUCUGGCAGAAGAAAUUUCUAAGCAGCAAAGCAUUCAUGAGGUGACUUGGGUGCUGUUAAAAGCAUUCAGUUUUAAAAGGGAAACAGACCAUAAAAGUUUGGAAAAUUUGCAGCCUGAUGAUGAGAUAGAAAAGAAAAACCCAUUUUCUGAGGAUAAAUUCAAGCCCCCUGCAGAAAUUUGCAUAAGUAACAAGGAGCCAAAUGUUAAUCACUAAGACAUGGGGAAAAUGUCUGCAGGGCAUGUCAGAGACCUUUGCAGCAGUGCCUCCCAUCACAGGCCUGGAGGCCUAGGAGGAAAUAAAUGGUUUUGUGGGCCAGGCCCAAGGUCCCCCUGCUGUGUGCAGCCCAGGGACUUGGUACCAUGCAUCCCAGCUGCUCUAGUCAUGGCUAAAAGGGGCCAAGGUACAGCUCAGGCCUUGGCUUCAGAGGGUGCAAGCCCCAAGUCUUGGCAUCUUCCACAUAGUGUUGAGCCUGCAGGUGCACAGAAGUCAAGAACUGAGGUUUGGGAACCUCUGCCUAGAUUUCAGAGAAUGUAUGGAAAUGUAUGGAUGUCCAGGCAGAAGUUUGCUACAGGAGUGAGGCCCUCAUGGAGAACCUCUGUUAAGGCAAUGUGGAAGGGGAAGCCCCCACACAGAGACCCCACUGGGACACUGCCUAGCAGAGCUGUGAGAAGAAGGCCACCAUCCUCCAGACAUCAGAAUGGUAUAUCCACUGACAGCUUGCACCAUGCACCUGGAAAAGUCACAGACACUCAACGCCAGCCUGUAAAAGCAACCAAGAAGUAGGCUGUACCCUGCAAUGCCAUAGGGGUGGAGCUGCCCAAGACCAUGGGAACCCACCUCCUGCAUCAGUGUGACCUGGAUGUGAGACAUGGAGUCAAAGGAGACCAUUUUGGAGCUUUAAGAUUUAACUGCCCUGCUGGAUUUCAGACUUGCAUGGGGCCUUUAGCCCCUUCGUUUUGGCCAACUUCUCCCACUUGAAAUGGGUGUAUUUAGCCAAUGCCUGUACCUCCAUUGUAUCUAGGAAGUAACUAACUAGCCUCUGAUUUUACAGGCUUAUAGGCAGAAGGGACUUGCCUUGUUUCAGAUGAGACUCUGGAGUGUGGACUUUUGAGUUAAUGCUGAAAUGAGUUAAGACUUUGGGGGACUGUUGGGAAGGCAUGAUUGAUUUUUAAAUGAGAGGACAUGAGAUUUGGGAGGGGCUAGGGAGAGAAUGAUAUGGUUUGGCUGUGUCCCCACCCAAAUAUCACCUUAAAUUGUAGCUCCCAUAAUUGUGGGAGGGACUUGGUGGGAGAUAAUUGAAUCAUGGGGGCAGUUUCUCCCAUACUGUCCUAGUGGUAGUGAAUAAGUCUCAUGAGAUCUGAUGGUUUUAUAAGGGGUUUCCCCUUUUGCUUGGCUCUCAUUCUCUCUUGCCUGCUGCCGUGUAAGAUGUGCCUUUUGCCUUCCACCAUGAUUGUGAGGCCUCCCCAGCCACAUGGAACUGUGAGUUCACUAAACCUCUUUUUCUUUAUAAAUUACCCAGUCUCGGGUAUGUCUUUAUCAGCAGUGUGAAAACAGACUAAUACACCACUCCUCUACCUUCUUUAUUUUCUCAGUAUGGAAAAUGCCUGAUGAAAGCUUUGGGGCCCUCACAGAUGCACAAUUCAAGUGCUGAUUCUAUCACUCAUCUACUAGCUCUGUGACCUUGAACAAGCUGCUUAACCUUGCUAAGCCUCUGUUUUCUCAUAUGUCAAAUGGUGAUAAUAAUGCCUACCUCCCGAGGUUGUUGUAAGAAUUAUAAGCACAAAUGUAUGUAAAGUGCCUGGCACAAAGUAGGUGCUCAAUAAAUGGUAGCUAUUAUAA
Messenger RNA from Pongo pygmaeus (Bornean orangutan), 6736 nucleotides. RefSeq names its product myogenesis regulating glycosidase (gene MYORG). Gene Ontology annotation, biological process: skeletal muscle fiber development; carbohydrate metabolic process. The record is from RefSeq and is a predicted model, not a curated record. The transcript has 2 exons. Gene Ontology annotation, molecular function: hydrolase activity, hydrolyzing O-glycosyl compounds. Bases 429 to 2573 code for a protein of 714 amino acids. Lineage: Eukaryota; Metazoa; Chordata; Mammalia; Primates; Hominidae.